Messenger RNA from Gymnodraco acuticeps, 1149 nucleotides. RefSeq names its product thiamine transporter 1-like. Gene Ontology annotation, cellular component: plasma membrane. The record is from RefSeq and is a predicted model, not a curated record. Gene Ontology annotation, biological process: transmembrane transport; vitamin transport. Lineage: Eukaryota; Metazoa; Chordata; Actinopteri; Perciformes; Bathydraconidae. Gene Ontology annotation, molecular function: vitamin transmembrane transporter activity.
AAAGAACGAAAGAGCAGCCGGGCGAUGCAGAAACGCCAAAGAAUUGAGGUGAGAACUGCUCUUUGACCGGGUAGUUGAUUUACAAGAACAACACUUCAAACAACCAGAAGUGUUUCCAGGCAAGGAGGCAACACGGAGAGAGUAGCAUGCAGAGGAACAUAAACACAUACAGAAUACACACCUGACAGAAAAUGGAGGCAGUGAGGAGGAGGUGGCAGGCAGACUGGAGGUAUCCCACUACUCUGCUGUGUAUCUACGGAUUCUUCAGCACAGUGAAACCCCUGGAGCCUUUCCUCACCCCCUACCUGACCGGACCGGACAAGAACCUGACAACAGAACAGGUGAACAACCAGAUCUUCCCGGUGUGGACGUACUCGUACCUCUCGGUGCUGGUGCCGGUGUUCCUGCUCACUGAUUGGCUGCGGUACAAACCGGUGGUUAUCUUCCAGUGUCUCUCCCUCUUCGCCACAACGGCCACGCUGCUCUGGCUCAGGAGUGUCGCAGCCAUGCAGGCCAUGCAGUUCUGCUACGGGGUGGUGACAGCCAGCGAGUGUGGUGGAUCUGAAGCGCUACAGGAAGGCCACGUCUUACUGCCGCAGUGUGCAGCUGCUGGGCUACACCGUGGGCUCCGUGCUGGGCCAGCUGCUGCUCAGUUUCCAGCUCAUGUCCUACGACAACAUCUGGUGUUCACUCUGGUUCUCACCUCCAUCGCUCUCCUCGUGGCCUGCCUCCUGCCAAUGCCACGGCAGAGCAUGUUUUUCCACAGAAAUAAAACAGUGACAGAGAGGAUAAAGACGCAUGGAGAUGGGACUGAGGGUUCAACAGAACACUCACAGAGAGCAAUGGUCUCCCUGGAGGAACCAAGAGAGGAAAUGGUGGAGAAAGAAGCAGGAGAAGGAGUUGAUGAAAAGGAUAAGAACCUUGAGGUUGGUGCGAGAAGCUGCAGCCAAGUCCUCCUCCAGCUGUGGAAAGACUUCCUCCAGUGCUACUCCUCCAGACAGCUGCUCUACUGGUCAGUGUGGUGGGCGAUGGCCACCUGCGGCUACAACCAGACAGCCAACUAUGUGCAGGUUCUGUGGGAGCAUGUGCAGCCUUCUCAAAAUGGCAGCAUCUACAAUGGAGGCGUGGAGGCAGUGUCCAACCUGUUAG